Messenger RNA from Macrosteles quadrilineatus (aster leafhopper), 2301 nucleotides. RefSeq names its product ATP-dependent DNA helicase PIF1-like. The coding region runs from base 1 to 2301 and encodes 766 amino acids. The transcript has a single exon. Gene Ontology annotation, molecular function: DNA helicase activity. Gene Ontology annotation, biological process: DNA repair; telomere maintenance. NCBI's taxonomy places the organism in Eukaryota, Metazoa, Arthropoda, Insecta, Hemiptera, Cicadellidae. The record is from RefSeq and is a predicted model, not a curated record.
AUGGAUCACUCUUGUGUUGCUGUUGGGUCUUUCCAUCAGGGAGAUCUGAGAUUCACUGAGAGCAACAAUGCACAGUGCAUGGCUAAUUCAGCCUGUGCCCUCGCCUGGCAAGUGUUCUGCGGGGGGUUCAGUACUAAUGCCAUUGACGAAAUACUCAUGGCCGGCGACCGUUUGUACAAUCAAUCCCGCCGUGAGUAUAACGUCAUGCAUAGGUAUCUCUUCCCCGAGGACCUUGCCAGGAACUUCGUGGUUGCAAACCAUCAUGUAACCAUAGAGGAAAUUUCCAAUGUUGGUGAUGGAUUGUAUCCUCGUUCCUACGCCGAAUUGGACGAUGUGACCACUUCUUUAACAGCGAUGUUGGAAACGGCCAUGUCCGGCGACUCUGUUGAUGGCGGCUUUGUGUUCACGGGUCAAUUGGUAGCAGUAGCUUUUUGGCGUUACCAAGGGCGACUCUACCUCUUUGACUCACACGCGGUGAACGAGAGUCGUCGUCGAGACAUUGAUGAGGUCAAUAAUAAGGCUCGGCUGUUUGUGUGCGAUGGCUUGGUGCAAGACGAAAAGGAGUACCACUACGCACUGCGCGAGGCCGCCACUUUCAUGACUGGCCCGAGACUUCGUUCUUUCUUUGUGAUCCUCUGCAACAUGGGGGCUCCUGCAGCUCUCCUGUGGGAUGCUUUCCGUGAUUCUAUCUGCGAGGACCACAUAGAGCGUAAUCCUCUCGAUGUUGAACUGGCCUACAAGCUAAGUCUCAUCGAGAUUGAUCGUAGUCUCCGUCGGCAGGGCUCUUGCGUCGCAGAUCACGGCCUCCCCGAUGUACACGAUGACACGACGGAGUUGGGCAGAGAACUGCUCUUACACGGCGAAAAUCAACAGAGAGCGUUUGUGGAGGAGUGGGUGCCAAAGCUCUCUGAAGACCAAAACCGUGUAUUUGAGUACGUUACCUCCGUUCUCAAUGCCCCAGCCAGCGGAACGUCGUCGAAAAUCAUUUUCCUUGACGGUCCGGGUGGCUACGGGAAGACCACUCUUAUUCGUGUCAUUCUCGCAUACGUGAGAGGUUGUCGUCAGGUUGCACUGGCAGUCGCCAGCUCUGGGAUCGCCGCGGGUAACAUGCCUGGUGGGACUACAGCUCACAGCAUGUUCCGGUUGCCGCUCGACUUCGGUGACGGCACCGGCUUUUGGAACAUUACCAACGGCUCCCAGCGAGCAGAGCUUAUCAGAGCCGCAAGGCUUAUUGUCUUCGAUGAGGCACCGAUGGCACAUCGGUUCGUUUUCGAGGUUCUCGACAGAUCCCUGCGAGACCUCAUGCGUUCCAGUGAGCUAUUCGGUGGUAAAAUCUUCCUCUGCUGUGGUGACUUCCGCCAGAUCGCACCCGUCGUCGUGAACGCUCGAACGCCAUCUGAUAUUGUUUGCGUUUCACUUCGGGCCUCCCAUCUCUGGCAGCACUUCAAAAUCUUUGCCCUGACCACAGCUCACCGAACUAGUAGUUCCACGGCCUAUUCAGAUUUCCUUCUCGGGGUAGGCAACGGUACUGUUAGUUCGACAACUUUCUUGGAGGGACGGAACGAACAAAGUCUAAUUCCGUUGCUCGGAAUUAGACAAGUGACAUCUUUGACUGAUUUGGUCGAUUCCGUCUUUCCUGCGAACGUCCUACUCGACUCUGAUCUGUGUUCGCGACGCGCAAUCCUCUCGACUCUGAUAGUGAACGUCAAGGAGAUCAACGACCACAUCUUGAACUCCCUUGACGGUCAUCUGUACGAGCUGAGGAGCGCCGACACAGUGGACAGAGAAAACGACGAUGGCCUGGAUGUCGACGUACAACUCCUGAACACGGCUACUGGCAAGGGCGUACCAGACCAUGUUCUGCGGCUGAAGAUCGGCUCUGUUUGCCUUAUUAUGAGGAAUCUCGACAUCGCUGAAGGACUCGUCAACGGCACUAAAGUCAUCGUAAUCGGCAUCACCAACCGGCUGAUUACAGUGAGACUUCCCGGACAGACGCAACCUAUCGGAAUUCCCCGAAUUACGUUUACGUUCGCGUUUGUCGAGGGUUCGCCGUUACGUGUUCGUCGACGUCAGUUCCCACUGAUGUUGGCCUAUUGCAUGACCGGACACAAAAGCCAAGGUCAGACAAUAGAUUCAGUCGGUGUUGAUUUACGGACCGAUUGCUUCACGCACGGGCAACUGUACGUCUUGCUCAGUAGGGUCAGACAUCCCGACCAUAUUGUCGUUCUCGUCCAUCCCGAACGUGUCCGAGAUGGAAUCGCAUACGCAAAGAACAUCGUGUAUGGCGAUCUCCUUCUCUAA